CAUACGCACAGUUCAUGACCGUGUUCUCUAAAUUUAGUUCAGCUCUCUGCAGCCAAUCCCAUUCCCCUCUCUCAUCUCAAAUGGCUACUCUGUUUCUCAUUUUUCUUCUCUCUCUCGCCAUUAAUUCUCCACCUUCGUCUUCAACCUCCAACACUCUGAGCAGAGCUUCCUCCCUCUCUGUCGAGAAACCAGAAGAUGUUCUAAUUUCACCUGAUGGAGUUUUCACCGCCGGCUUUCACCAAGUUGGUAACAAUUCAUAUUGCUUUGCCAUUUGGUUCUCCGAGCCUUCAUCAUCCUCCGACCGCCACCAAAACCCCACCGUUGUCUGGACUGCCAAUCGCGACCGUCCAGUCAAUGGAAAACGCUCAAAACUCUCCCUCCUCAAAACCGGUAACCUCAUCUUAACUGAUGCUGGUCAGUCCAUCGUUUGGGCCACAACCACCACAUCACUCUCACCGGCUCACUUAACCCUCCACAGCUCCGGCAACCUGGUUUUACGAAACUCCGAUGAUCAUGUCGUUUUGUGGCAGAGCUUUGAUUCUCCGACCGACACCCUUCUUCCGCUCCAACCCUUCACCAGGAAUGCAAUGCUUGUCUCCACAAGAAGCCAGAGCAACUCCUCCUCCGGUUUCUACAAGCUCUUCUUCAACAAUGACAACCUCCUCCGUAUACUUUUUGACGGUCUCGAGGUCUCCAGCGUCUACUGGCCCGACCCUUCUCGUGUGAGCUGGGACAAUGCAAGGUCCACCUACAACAACACCAGAACAGCCAUGCUCGAUUCUUUAGGCAGUUUUGUCUCGUCGGACAACUUGACUUUUAUGUCAACUGAUUACGGUGCUAGGUUGCAGAGGAUAUUGAGGAUUGAUUUUGAUGGAAAUGUUCGAUUGUAUAGUCGCGAAAGGGUGGGGGAAAAAUGGGUGGUUUCAUGGCAGGCCAUUUCGGAUCCAUGCAAGGUUCAUGGGACUUGUGGAGCAAACAGCGUGUGUAGCUAUGACCUCGGUUUUGGUAGGAAAUGCUUGUGCCUUCCAGGGUAUAAUAUGAGAAAUCUUACUGAUUGGUCCUUCGGGUGCGAACCUCAAUUCGAUCUCUCUUACACGAAAGGUAAUGCGUCUAGCUUCCUCAAACUUGCACAAGUUGAGUUCAAUGGUUAUGAUUUCAACUCCUACACAAAUUACAGUUACAUGGAGUGUGAGAGCAUAUGCUUGAAACUGGAAAACUGCAAGGGGUUUCAGUACACAUUUGACCGUGGAAAUGGUUUUUAUAACUGUAAUCCCAAGACGCAAUUGCGAAGUGGGCACAUGUCGGAUUCUCAAGGGUACCUCUAUCUGAGACUGCCUAAAGCCUUCCUCCUCUCGAAUGGCUCUGGCAUAAAGGCACCAAAAGACUACGGGCUUAUAUGUACAGACAGAGUCAUUGAUCUCAACAGAAAUUACGUGAAAAACCAUGUUAGUAAGCCAGUGAAGUUCCUGCUUUGGUUUGCUUGUGGAGUGGGAGGGUUUGAGAUCGUUUGUAUUCUUUUGUUUUUGUGUUUGUUAAAUAGUAGAACUCGGAAAAAGUCCAAUGAGGAUAUGCAACAAGGGUACCUUCUUGCUGCAACCGGAUUCAAAAGGUUUAGCUACACCGAGCUCAAGAAGGCAACUCGGGGUUUUAUUGAAGAAAUUGGAAGAGGUGCAGGUGGAUUUGUGUACAAAGGUGUAUUGGAUGACAAACGAGUUGCAGCGGUUAAGCUUCUUAAUGAAGCUAUUCAAGGAGAAGCUGAGUUUCUAGCAGAAGUUAGCAUGCUCGGGAGGCUGAACCAUAUGCACUUGAUAGAAAUGUGGGGAUAUUGUUCAGAGGGAAAGCACAAGCUUCUUGUUUACGAGUACAUGGAGCACGGUUCUUUGGCCCAAAAUUUGUCUUCGAAUGUGCUUGAUUGGGAGAAGAGGUUCGAGAUUGCUGUGGGCACUGCGAAAGGCCUUGCUUAUCUGCACGAGGAGUGCUUGGAGUGGGUUUUGCAUUGUGAUGUUAAGCCUCAAAACAUACUCUUGGAUUCAAACUACCAACCAAAAGUUGCAGAUUUUGGACUUUCCAAGCUAUUUAACAGAGGCGAGCUUAAGAACUCAAGCUUUUCAAGGAUAAGAGGAACCAGAGGCUACAUUGCGCCGGAGUGGGUGUGCAAUCUGCCAAUCACAUCAAAAGUGGAUGUGUAUAGUUAUGGGAUUGUUGUGUUGGAGAUGGUGACAGGAAAGAAUCCUAUGAUGGGAGGGGAUGCCUUUGAUGGUGAGCAGCGAAGACUGAUCUCGUGGAUGAGGGAGAAGGUAAAUGGAACUAGCUCUAUCAAACUACAGAUAGAAGAGAUCAUAGACUCUUCGUUUGAAGGCGAAUACGAUGUGGAGAAGGUAGAAGUUCUUCUGAAAGUAGCUUUACACUGUGUGGAGGAAGACAAAGAUGACAGACCAACCAUGAGACAAGUUGUUGAGAUGCUUUUACACCUUGACGAAGAUUGUUAGGUAGUUAUGUCUUGUGAGGUUUAGGCUGUGAGGCUCGCUUGACUCAGCAGCACAUAUAAUUUUAGUAUUAUUUCCUUUGAUUGGUAGUUUUGUUUCUGCCAUGUUUGCUUGUCGUAUCGAUUUUCUAAUGCUUGCUCAACUUC
Molecule: messenger RNA, 2632 nt
Organism: Malus domestica (apple)
Lineage: Eukaryota; Viridiplantae; Streptophyta; Magnoliopsida; Rosales; Rosaceae
Product: putative receptor protein kinase ZmPK1
Biological process (GO): protein phosphorylation; recognition of pollen
Molecular function (GO): protein serine/threonine kinase activity; ATP binding
Source: RefSeq, a predicted model, not a curated record